This is a messenger RNA of Telopea speciosissima, 1268 nucleotides long. RefSeq names its product farnesyl pyrophosphate synthase 1-like. The transcript is spliced from 12 exons. Gene Ontology annotation, cellular component: cytoplasm. Gene Ontology annotation, molecular function: (2E,6E)-farnesyl diphosphate synthase activity; dimethylallyltranstransferase activity. The record is from RefSeq and is a predicted model, not a curated record. Gene Ontology annotation, biological process: trans, trans-farnesyl diphosphate biosynthetic process. Bases 31 to 1080 code for a protein of 349 amino acids. Lineage: Eukaryota; Viridiplantae; Streptophyta; Magnoliopsida; Proteales; Proteaceae.
UCGUCUCAGCCUCUCGCGAUAAUUCUCGUCAUGGCAGCUUUGAACGGAGCAGCCUCCGAUCUCAAAUCUACCUUUCUCAAGGUUUACUCUGUUCUCAAGUCUGAACUCCUUCAAGAUCCUGCUUUCGAGUUCACCGAUGAUUCUCGACAAUGGGUCGAGCGGAUGCUGGACUAUAACGUACCUGGAGGGAAGUUGAAUCGAGGACUCUCUGUGAUCGAUAGCUACAGGUUGCUGAAAGAUGGGGAGGAAUUGACCGAAGAUGAAAAUUUUCAUGCAUGUACAUUGGGCUGGUGUAUCGAAUGGCUUCAGGCAUAUUUUCUUGUUCUUGAUGAUAUUAUGGACAACUCCUUUACCCGUCGUGGUCAGCCUUGCUGGUACAGAAUGCCCAAGGUUGGUCUUAUUGCUGUUAAUGAUGGGAUCCUACUUCGUAACCACAUUCCCAGAGUUCUUAAAAGACACUUCAGAGAAAGGCCAUACUAUGUGGAUCUUCUGGAUUUAUUCAAUGAGGUGGAGUUUCAGACGUCUUCAGGACAAAUGAUUGAUUUGAUUACCACAAUUGAGGGGGAAAAAGAUCUCUCGCGGUAUUCAUUGCCUCUUCAUCAUCGCAUUGUUCAGUACAAAACUGCCUAUUAUUCAUUUUACCUUCCGGUCGCAUGUGCAUUGCUUAUGUCAGGUGACAAUCUGGACAACCAUUUGGAUGUAAAGAACAUUCUCAUUGAUAUGGGAACCUAUUUUCAAGUCCAGGAUGAUUAUUUGGACUGCUUUGGUGAUACUGCAGUGAUUGGUAAGAUUGGGACAGACAUUGAAGAUUUUAAGUGCUCUUGGUUGGUUGUGAGAGCACUGGAACUCUCCAAUGAGGAGCAAAAGAAACUCUUAUAUGAGAACUAUGGAAAGGUAAAUCCAGAUUGUGUUGCAAUAGUAAAGGCACUUUAUAAAGAUCUUGAUCUUCAGGGUGCAUUUGCUGAGUAUGAGAGCAACAGCUACAAAAAGCUGAUAUCAUCAAUUGAAGCUCAUCCAAGCAAAUCAUUGCAAGCUGUGUUGAAGUCCUUUUUGGGAAAGAUUUACAAGAGACAGAAAUAGUUGAAGUAAGAACCAGAGGGGCAGGGGAGGGCCUUGAAGUAGAAUUUUGAUUCUUUCCCCACCAUAGUUUCUGUUUGUUUUUCUCCUUGCGGUGGUUGUAUCCUAUUGCAGGUUCCUUGCCAGCAAGGUUUCAACCCUUUUAACAUUUUGCAUUUUGUUGAAUAUCAUUAAUGUUUAGUGGGUAAGCU